Messenger RNA from Phaeodactylum tricornutum CCAP 1055/1, 2052 nucleotides. RefSeq lists its product with no specific name. NCBI's taxonomy places the organism in Eukaryota, Bacillariophyta, Bacillariophyceae, Surirellales, Neidiaceae. Gene Ontology annotation, molecular function: copper ion transmembrane transporter activity. The record is from RefSeq and is a predicted model, not a curated record. Gene Ontology annotation, biological process: copper ion transmembrane transport. The transcript is spliced from 2 exons. Gene Ontology annotation, cellular component: membrane. Bases 1 to 2052 code for a protein of 683 amino acids.
AUGACAAACCGAUUGUGUACGGUUCUUUUAGCUGCCGGAGUUUUCUCCGAAUCGCAUGUGACCUUCGCUAGCCAAAACACAGCGUCGGUUAGUGACUUCCACUCGGUUCCUGCUUUCACGGUGGAAGAACUAUCUUUUGGUCACCGAACCAACGAUCUUGCUGAAGCUCUUCGUUCUACAGGGAUGAUUGCUGUGAAGCUUGAUCAUCAUGUGAAGCACAACGAUUUUGAUAUUGCCGAAUCUCGAAGAAUUGCUUUGGGUGGCUUGUGCGGCUGCGCUAGCAGCGACGCUUCGUCGUUGUUCCAAUCUGUUUCGGGAGCUGACACUUCUCUACUCUCUGACGGAUUGACGACGCGCAGCACAUUUGCUACGGCUACAGUAGGAGGCACUCCUUUGCAGCUUCCAGUCGAAGGUCUCGAAAAGGCAUGCGGAAGGGAGACGACCGCAGCCAUGGAAUCCUUGCGCGACAACGUUGCAGUUGCUUCCCGAAGCUUCGUGUCUGCCGUAGACCGUCUACGCCGGGAUUCUUCAGCCCUACCCAACAGUCUUGCCCCUAUUCUGCAAAAUAUUCAAGGUGGAACUUACUCAUCGCUCGCGUCCAUUGUCAAAGCUUCUACGCACCUUGAGCACUUCCAUCUCUAUUCCAAACAACAAAGACAAGCUCCCAGCGGGAUGUCCCAAGCAUCGGAUAUGGAGGAAGUCCUCCAGGUCCACACUGAUGCAGGCCUCUUUUUGUCUUUUGUUCCGGGUCUCGCCUGUGGGAAUUCUCACACCAGCGAAAGCGAGCACUUUUCGGUUCUCAUUCAUGGGAAGCUCCAUCGCGCUGUCUUUCCUCCUGACUCGGUUGGUAUCAUGCUCGGAGCUGGAGCGCAGCAUUGGCUGAAGAACGUGGAUUCUUUGGAACUCCAUGCCACUCACCAUGCAGUUCAAAUGCCCAGUGGUUCGGCACGUGCCUGGUACGGAAUGAUGCAUCUGGUCCCACAGAACGCGAUAAUCCAAGAAGACCCCGAGCCAAAGACCUUUGCUGAUAUGCGAAAGGCAAUGGUGCUUUCCGGCUCCAAGACACACAAGUACGGCGGUGGCUCGCUCCAGACCGACGAAGCCCUUUCUAUUGGUUGUGGUGCGGGGUCUCAAAAAAUCAACGAUCACAAUUUCGGAUCAUUCGGCGUGUCAGCAAGUCGUCGACAUCGCCGUCGUCUUCAGAUGGUUGAUGAUGCAAGCGUCUGUAACAACUCGACAAAUUUCUAUUGCUGGAUGAGCUGCCUUGACAUUCCAGAAGCGCAAAAUGCCCAAGGUUACCUUAACGAAGGAUACUCGUUGUAUUGCCUGGACCCUGCAACCUUGUCAGCUUCUGGAAAUCGAGCAUCAAAAGCCAUGGAACCUUGCAUCGAGGAUGGAGUGGUGGGUCUCGCCAUGAAUGAAAAUUGCAUGGGAAGCUGGCAGCCAACUGCUCCUGGGGUUGUUGCUCAAGAGCUUGCCCUCAACUUUACCACCUCCGAAGAAGAGCCGUUCUGCUACGGUGGGACGUCCAUGUACAUGGACGGUUUCCACUGGCUAGACUCAACCUGCGUCAUCUAUCUCUUCCCCGAAUGGGUUCUCAGUACACCUGGAAAGUUGGUUGCGGCAUGUGUAGGAUCGAUUUUCUUUGGAAUGUCUCUUGAGGGUGUCAUUCGAGGUCGUCGUGAUCUGGUUCAGUCUAUUGCUGUUGGCUGGAAGCGCCUCUUCAUUUCGUCCGGCAUCUACGGUCUGCAGCUUACAAUGGGAUACUUCAUCAUGCUCGUUGUCAUGACCUAUUCAGGACCACUUUUCAUGUGCGUCGUUCUUGGCCUUAUGUUCGGUCAUAUUGCCUUCAACGCAAAAGACGUUUUGAAAGCCAAAAAGCAAGAAACUAAAGAAGGUCAAGAAGAGUGUUGCGGAAAAGAAGAUGAAAGCGAAAUUACUGACGAAGAAUUGUCGCCUUGCUGCCAGGGUGGCAUGGAGAAGAACAAUGUUACAAAGGUUUCCGCGAAUGUUCCGGAAGGCAGUACACCGUGCUGUCAGAAUUUAUUGUAG